Molecule: messenger RNA, 1783 nt
Organism: Trametes versicolor FP-101664 SS1
Lineage: Eukaryota; Fungi; Basidiomycota; Agaricomycetes; Polyporales; Polyporaceae
Product: amino acid transporter
Exons: 13
Coding region: 70-1764 (564 amino acids)
Biological process (GO): amino acid transmembrane transport
Cellular component (GO): membrane
Molecular function (GO): L-amino acid transmembrane transporter activity
Source: RefSeq, a predicted model, not a curated record
CAUCUAUCUGCGCAAGCACCACUCGUCCGCUGACCAGCGCUCAGGACACACCGGUAGGAGCAACCGGACAUGAGUGCAGUGGCGGGGUCCUCGGGCUUGCCUGCGUCGGAGCAGGAGCCUCUGCUUAGGCACAGGGUAGAUAACGAUGCUGGAUCGGACGCGUCUAAGGACUAUGCUUCUGUGGAUGUGCGUGCUGUGCCGCUGUUGAACCAGGAAGAUGCAGAUCUUAGUUUGGAAGACGUUCCGGACCACAAGCGGCAGCUAGGGCUUCUGAGCACCGCGUCUCUCAUCUUCAAUCGCGUCAUAGGCACUGGUAUUUUUGCUACGCCGAGCGUGAUUCUGCGCUCUUCGGGCAGCGUCGGGCUAUCGCUCGUUAUGUGGUUGCUGGGUGCGACCGUGGCCCUGUGUGGCACGGCCGUGUACAUUGAACUUGGAACUGGGCUUCCGCGGAAUGGCGGAGAGAAGAAUUACUUGGAGUUCAUAUACCAGCAUCCGAAGUUGCUGGUCACCUGCAUAUAUGCCAUGUACGCGGUGCUUACCGGAUGGCAAGCAGCAUCGUGUUCGGUUUUUGGCGAAUAUGCCUUGCACGCUCUGAAUCCAUCUCAACCACCGUCACCUACCACGGCUCGCCUUGCAGGCGUCCUCUGCAUCACUGCGGCGCUUCUGCUGCACGGCACGAUGCUGAAGACCGGGCUCCACAUCCAGAAUGCGCUGGGGCUGUUCAAGCUUUUCGUCCUCGUUGGAAUUGCACUCAGCGGCCUCGCGUCUUUGCUUCAAGUGCCGGGCUUCAGGUUGGAAAACCCUCCGCUGAACUUCGAAUGGGACACAAUGUGGGAGGGUACGCUAGUGGGCGGUGUGAAUGCGUUCGUAACGGGGCUCUUCAACGUAAUCUGGUGCUUCAUCGGAUAUUCGAACGCGAACUACGCGCUCGCCGAAGUGCGCGACCCAAUCCGCACCAUAAAGCGCGCAGCGCCGCUCGCCAUGCUAUCCGUCACGUUCGUGUACAUGCUGGUCAACAUCGCAUACCUAGCAGUCGUGGACAAGGAAGAGAUCGUCGGCAGUGGGAGGAUUGUCGCUGCGCUGCACUUCGGGAAACUAUGGGGUGUCGGUGCUGAACGGGCGGUCAGCGUCAUUGUCGCGUUCUCGACAGUGGGGAACAUCCUCGCAGUGUUGUUCACCCAUGGGCGAGUCGUGCAAGAGUUGGGAAGAGAAGGGGUAUUACCCUUCUCCUCCAUCUUCGCAAGCAACAAGCCGUUCGGCGCCCCCUUCGCGGGGUUGUUCGAGCAGUGGCUCGUGACAUCAAGCUUAGUGCUACUGGUCCCUCCCGGAGAUGCGUACCUCUUCAUGCUCAACCUGUCCUCGUACCCUCUCGCACUCAUCAACACGUUCGUAUCUGGGGGCCUCGUCUUCAUCCACCUACCAGAUGCGGCACUGCCCAAGCGGUUCCGCGCGCUGCGCGCGUCAUAUGAGUGGCGGCCGCCCUUCCGAGCGUGGGCGCCCGUCGUCCUGUUCUUCUUCCUCUCCAAUGUGUUUCUUGUCGCUGUGCCGCUCGUGCCGCCCGCACGAGGGUACCGCGUAUACGAGCAUCUGCCCUAUUGGCUCCAUGUUCUCGUGGCGUGGCUGAUCUCGUUUGGCGGGAUCGCGUACUGGUAUGUGUGGUGUGUAUGGCUGCCGCGGCGGGGCGGUUACGUGCUGGUGCGCGACUGGGUGAGAGAUGAUGAUGGUACGCCUAGACGGGUAGUCAGGAAAGUGAAGACGACGUAGAGGCUGCGCAUGAACAAGC